Aspergillus nomiae NRRL 13137 is the source of this 1548-nucleotide messenger RNA. RefSeq names its product leucine-rich repeat domain-containing protein. The transcript is spliced from 2 exons. NCBI's taxonomy places the organism in Eukaryota, Fungi, Ascomycota, Eurotiomycetes, Eurotiales, Aspergillaceae. Gene Ontology annotation, molecular function: protein binding. The coding region runs from base 1 to 1548 and encodes 515 amino acids. The record is from RefSeq and is a predicted model, not a curated record.
AUGGAUAACGAGGUCCCUCUGCCCCCGCCCCGGCGCAUCCGGCAUCGCUCCCCGACCAAAACCCCCGUCGCGUCCGGCUCGUCGCUGCGCAAGACGUAUCAGCUGUCGCGCUUUGAUGACCGCUCCAGCCAGCCGUCCAGUGACCCCGCGCUCUUUUCCAGUGAUGAUAUCCCCGCGUCUGGCCUAGAGAACUACCAUGCGCCCGUCCCCUCCGGCAGCAGGAAACGACGAUACCGCGGCACCUGGUGGGGCGAGAUGGUGAAGGAUCCGAAGCGGAAGAGGGCGGAUUUCAAGGAGAAGCGACAUGUGGAUAGCGGUGUGUGGAUGGGGAGCGACGAGUCCGGGGCGGAGUCCCUGUUGCCCUCGGAGGAUCCGUCGAUGUGGGGGGAGGAGUUGCUGAAAGACACAAGCAACGCGGCAGGAACAGGGAGCGGGGCUGAUGUCGCUCUGCGUGAUGGUGGCCGGUGGACGGCACAGGGUCAGCGGAGUGGCCUGAAAAUGGUCGAGGAGCCGAAAGAGCACCAGGCUGCGCGGAAUAUCGUCAAUGAAUGCUUGGAGAGUGGACAGGAUAGUGUUGACUUAAGUAAUUGUUAUCUGAGGGUUGUACCUUCCGGCUUACUGCGACCUUUGCAGCACCUUACUAAACUCCCUGCUAUCAUCGAACCUCCAAUCACCGAAGAUGUCUACAGCUCCUUACAGCCCUUCCUGCGUUUAUUCCUCACUGGCAAUUCUCUGCAAUCAGUGCCUGGAGAAUUGUUCGAGCUUGGCUCCUUGAAAGUCCUGAGUCUUCGCUAUAACAAACUCACGGACAUCCCGCCCGCCAUCAGGAAGUUGACCUUGCUGCAAGAAGUUAAUCUUGCCGUCAAUCGCUUGCAGUACCUUCCGUGGGAGCUGCUGUGGCUGAUCAAAAAGGGUGACCUGAAACAUAUGGUCGUCCGGCCCAACCCGCUUCUGCAGAUCCACGAGGCAGAGAUUGCCCAGUGGCAUUCACCCGAGGGCACAGAACGGGACUCGACAGAGGGAACAUUGAAGCUGCGUGACUACGAGGGCCCAGCACCCGAGGAAGCUUGGGCUCCCCUCCACGUGGCCACCGGUCCUGUGCGCCGAUUCAACAUGGAGGGCAUGCCAGUUGAUGCUCCGGCUAGCGCCAGUCAACCGAAUCAGCAUGAAUCCCGUGUUCCGUCCCUACGGGAAGUGUCGCUCCUGGCGUGCACCCGGUCGAUCUUCUUUGACCAGGUCUCGGAUGAAGAGAUGGCCGACUAUCCCGGCUUGAUACUCCGCCUCCUGCGACAGGCGAAAGAAGUGUGGAGCGGUGGUGGCCGGUCAUGCUCGGUGUGCCACCGGAGCUUUGUGUUAGCUCGGACGGAAUGGAUCGAGUGGUGGGACUGCAGUACAUAUGAGAGUGGACUCAAAGGGCCACGCUGUCCAGGCGACAAACUCCGUCCUCUUCCUUUCCGCCGACUCGGUUGCAGCUGGGCCUGCGUGCCGAACGUUGAGGCGGAUCAACACUGCCAGGAAAUGGAGCGGGAUGAGACUAGGGUGGAUUGA